Molecule: messenger RNA, 5347 nt
Organism: Corythoichthys intestinalis (scribbled pipefish)
Lineage: Eukaryota; Metazoa; Chordata; Actinopteri; Syngnathiformes; Syngnathidae
Product: myelin protein zero-like protein 1
Exons: 5
Coding region: 92-952 (286 amino acids)
Cellular component (GO): cell surface; focal adhesion; plasma membrane
Source: RefSeq, a predicted model, not a curated record
AGAGAUGGGGAUGAACCGAGGGGCAAACUGCCAAUAAACAAAAAAGAAGAAGUAGAAGAAGAAGAAAAAACUCCCCGUUUUUGACAACACUAUGGAGUUUAAACAGCACAGUAACCUUCGUCGGCGUGUUUUCAUGGUUGGAUUUAUUGCGUUUGUUCUCUCAGCCUCGGCGUUGGCCAUCGACAUCUUCACUAAGCCCGAGGUGAUAGUUAAGAACGGGACAGCGUGCGUGCUGCGCUGCACUUUCAAAUCCAACGAGGUGGUCAGUAGCUACAUCACCGCCGAUUGGAGCUUCCAGUCCAAUCAGCCCCACAACCAGUUCUUCAAGGCGCCCUACACGAUCUUUUAUUUUUUUGACGGAAAAGUGGUCGUGUCAUCCGAGUUUGAGGACCGGGUGCAGUUCAUCGGCGACAUUAACAAGAAGGACGUUUCCAUUCAGAUAAACCCAGUGCAGUUCGGUGACAAUGGCACAUACACCUGCGAGGUCAAGAAUCCGCCUGAUAUCUCUAGCACGUCGGCCCGAACGGAGUUGCGCGUGGUCCUGAGAGCCCCGGUGCCGGCGUUGGCCAUCAAUAUCUUCACCGAGCCCGAGGUGAUAGUUGAGAACGGGGCAGCGUGCGUGCUGCGCUGCACUUUCAAAUCCAACGAGGUGGUCAGUAGCUACACCACCGCCACCUGGUACUUCCAGUCCAAUCAGCCCGACAACCAGUUCUUCAAGGCGCCCUACAUGAUCCUUUAUUUUUAUGAUAGAAAAGUGGUCGUGUCAUCCGAGUAUAAGGACCGGGUGCAGUUCAUUGGCGACAUUAACAAGAAGGACGUUUCCAUUCGGAUAAACCCGGUGCAGUUCAGUGACAAUGGCACAUACACCUGCGAGGUCAAGAAUCCGCCUGAUAUCUCUAGCACGCCGGUGCGAACGGAGUUGCGCGUGGUCCUGAGAGGUGAUAUUUCAUGAGAAGCCCUAACGUAGGGAGUGCACCGAUCAUAAUUUUCUGUUUGAUUACCAAUUUUAGAAAAACCGUCAUCUGCCAAAGUCCUUUUUUUCCGCUCCUGAUAGUUUGAUAAAAGGCAGCAGCAUCUUGUUUUAUUGGAAAACAUUUAACCAAUCAACCAAUGCAGUUUUUUUAAACUGCUAAUGCAGUAGUGCUCAAAAAAAUUUUGAAAAGUCAAACUAAUGAAUUAUAACCUAAUUUACCCAAUUAAAACUGCACUAAUAUUUUGCUUUACAGAAAGAAAACCGGAGGGUUUGAGGAAAUGCAAUCGAGUUUCUCGAGAAGAAUCUAAAUUAUAUUACGUCUCUGAUGGUUUCAGAAGAACAAAAUACUAGGGCUGUCAAAAUUACCGCGUUAACGGGCGGUAAUUAAUUUUUUUUAAUUAAUCACGGUAAAAUAUUUGACUCAAUUAACGCACAUGCCCCGCUCAAACAGAUUAAAAUGACAGCACAGUGUCAUGUCGACUUCUUACUUGUUUUUUGGUGUUUUGUCACCCUCUGCUGGCGCUUGGGUGCGACUGAUUUUAUGGGUUUCAGCACCAUGAGCAUUCUGUAAUUAUUAACAUCAACAAUGGCAAGCUACAAGUUUAUUUUUUGAUUGAAAAUUUUACAAAUUUUAUCAAAAUGAAAACAUUAAAAGGGGUUUUAAUAUAACAUUUCUAUAACUUGUACUAACAUUUAUCUUUUAAGAACUACAAGUCUUUCUAUCCAUGGAUCGCUUUCACAGAAUGUUAAUGUUAAUACCAUUUUGUUGAUUUAUUGUUAUAACAAACAAAUACAGGCCUUAUGUACAUGUGCUAAUUUUCUUACGAAUGGAGUAUAUAAGGAUUGUGCCUGGCUGUAGAACUUGACUGAUACUUCUGCUUUUCUGUAAUUGCUCAGACUAGAGAACUAUCAGCCAGAUAUCUGUAACUGUCGAUUGCUUUGUUAAGGUCUGUGACUCUUCUUUAUUUAGAUUAGCAUUCAAUUUAGUGCUGCAAUGAUUAAUCGAUUAACUUGAGUAUUCGAUUAGAAAAAAAAUAUUCAAAUUAAAUUUUGUUGCCUCGAGUAUUCGUUUAAUUAAAGUGGCGUUGUAAUGGUUUAUUUUGAAAGUGUUUGCAUUUAGUUUUAUUGAUUAGGGUGGAUACACUGCCCUCUGGUCUGCCUCUUUUCACAUGGCUGAAUCCAACUGCUCACUGUUAAGACCAACGUAAGUUAAGUUUUUGUUUGAGCUAAUGUUUUUGAAUGCAUUCAUAAUUUAGUUUAUAGGUAUAUUUAGCCGUUUUUUUUUUUUUUUUUGUGAAUAUGUGUCUGCACCAUUUGUUUAGAGUGUUGUAAAAAAAAAAAAAAAAAAAAAGCAUUUUGUAGCAUUUAAGCUAGCGGACUUUUUCUAUGUAAGUUAGCCAAUUGUUCUUUUGUUUUACAUAGAUCCUCAUUUUUUAAAAUAAAUUUAUACCGUUUGAGGCUCAGCUCAGGUAUUUUAAUUUUUCAUGUUCCUUAUCCGAUUACUCGAUUAUUCGAACUAACUAGUCCAUCGAUUAAUCGACUACUAAAAUAUUCGAUAGCUGCAGCCCUAAUUCAAUUAUUAGUAUACUUCUCUUAUGAGUAACGAAUACGAUUAAAGAUAGGAUAGAGGAGUAAUCCGGUAUCUCUGGACCCUUAGUAGGGUCCCGGACCCUCACAGUUGGCAUUAAACCCUAACAAAUCCCAGGAAUCUGAACUACAGCAGUUUUGUUGAGAAGAAUGGGCCAAGAUUAGUCCUGAUGGAUGUGCCAGACUGAUCAGCAGCUACAGGAAGCAUCUGGUUGAAGUUAUUGCUGCCAAAGGGGGGCACAAAAUAUUAAAUGUGAUGGUUCACUUAUUUUUAUCCCUUCUGUCAUUGUUUGCAUACUAUCCUUAUUAAAAUAUGAAAACAUAUGAGUUUGGGUGGUUUUAGUUAAAGCAGACAGUUUUUUUCAUCUGUGUGAUUUUGACAAAGAUCAUAUCACAUUGGAUGGUGAUUUUAUGCAGAAAUGUGAGAAAUUCCAAACGGUUCAGAUACUUUUUCAUACCACUGUACCAACAUUUUUAAGUGUUGCCAGAGGUGCGUAGAGUAGCCAAAAAUUUUACUCAAGUAUUCAAAAUAAUAUUACUGAAGUAAAAGUAGUCAUCCAUUAAAUGUCAAGUACAAGUAAAAAGUAUUUGGUGGAAAGAAUACUCAAGUAACGAGUAACAUUGUGAGUAUACAAUGUUUGAUUUUUUUUUUUCCCCUCAGCAAUAAGUUAACUAUAUCAACUGUUAUUAUUAUACUUUGAAGAAAAAGACUAUAACCUAUAGUGCGGCAACGAGGAAAAAAACUUCAAAAAUUUUUUUUGCUGCUUCAAAGAUUCCUGUAAUUGGAGUGGCAUUGUGAUAGUUUGUUUUGAAAGUGUUUGCAUUUAGUUUUAUUGAUUUGGUUUGGCUCAUCUAAAAUGGCUGGAUCCAGCAACUCCGUUAAGACCAACAUAAUGUUGUUUGAGCUAAUAUGAUUUUUUAAGCAUAAUUUAGUUAAGAGGUAUAUACAGCCGUUUUUAAAUUGUUUCAAAGCAUUUUAUAGCAUUUAAGCUAGCGGACUUUUGCAAUGCAAAUUAGCCAAUUGUUCUUCUGUUGUACAGUGCUGGCCAAAAGUAUUGGCACCCCUGCAAUUCUGUCAGAUAAUGCUCAAUUUCUCCCAGAAAAUGAUUGCAAUUACAAAUGCUUUGGGAUUAAUAUCUUCAUUUAUUUUGCUUGCAAUGAAGAAACACAAAAGAGAAUGAAAGAAAAAAAAUCAUUAUCAUUUUACACAAAACUCCAAAAAUGGGCCGGACAAAAGUAUUGGCACCCUCAGCCUAUUUCUUGGUAUCACAACAUUUAGACAAAAUAACUGCGAACAACCUCUUCCGGUAUCCAUCAAUGAGUUUCUUACAAUGCUCUGCUGGAAUUUUAGACCAUUCUUCUUUGGCCAACUGAUCCAGGUCUCUGAGAUUUGAAGGGUGCCUUCUCCAAACUGCCAUUUUCAGAUCUGCCAAAGGGGGGGCACAAAAUAUUAAAUGUGGUGGUUUACUUACUUAUUUUCCCCCUAUGUAAUUGUUUGCAUACUAUCCCCAUUAAAAUAUGAAAACCUAUGAUUGGGUGGUUUUAGUUAAAGCAGACAGUUUUUUCAUCUGUGUGAUUUUGACAAAGAUCAAAUCACAUUGGAUGGUGAUUUUAUGCAGAAAUGUGAGAAAUUCCUGAAGGUUCAGAUACUUUUUCAAACCACUGUAUCACCAUUACAAUAUUUGGUCACACUCGUUGUACAGCAGGUAGAGCAGCAGAAAUAGUUUUAUAGAUUGUUCUAAGUUAACAUCAAUAUUAUGUAGAGUGCGCUGGAGAGUCAAGCGUUUGAAGGAAAAGACAAAGCUUUGCGUUUGCAAACUGAGUUGGACGUCAGCGAGCAGGUCCAGAAGGACUUUGUCAAGCUUUCGCAGACACUACAGGUAAUAAUUUGAAGACGGAUCCAAUUAUUUUUGACUGCAGUUUCUCCAGAAAUUCCAUUCUGUGUUUUGGGGGUCAUUGUGGACGGGUGCAGCUGGAACGAAUACGACUCAUUCUCAACAGUACCGACUUCAAUGACAUCAACCAGCUGCCGGAUACAUGAUAGGCAAAAGCUCUCGAACCUGUGAACAUUGGUGAUCCUCUUCUUCCUCCUCCUCUUCUUCCUCAUAACCAUCACGAAAGAAGAGGCAGGUAGGAAGGAGUGGCGGCGGCAAUUUGGGUACAUUCAAUGAUGGAGGCGCGUUGAAGAACACUACUAAAAAAAAUUUUUUUAAAAAGACGUGCAGACAGAUGGAAGUCCCAUCUUGUCUAUGGACGACAUCUUCCUACUGUAGAUAUGACUAUUAAUUCAAUUAAAGAAAUUGUCUGAUUAGCUUUAAACCAUCACAAAAGGGUGGUCUUGAAGCACUUUUUCCUUACCGGGUAACAACUUGGAUGCCCCCUCCCGCUCAAGAUCCUUCAUCUUCCAUAUUGGUAGAAUUUUUUCUUCCACAUCAGGAGUUAUCAAACUGGGUCCAGAGAGCAUGAAUCAUUCGCAACAAGUUAUUUAACAUUGAACAAGUUGUACAAGACAAAAGAUUACUCCUUACAUUAACUUUGAGGCAAUUAAAAUCUGAUGAUGACAUAUCACAUAUUUUCCAAUGUAACAUUUGUAAUAUUAAAAGUUGUUCAACUUCAUUUGUUUCUUUUAAUUUCAUUUUACAACUUUAUGUGGAAGAAUACAACUUUGUCAUAAGAUUUUGUCUCAGUGAUGCCUCGAGGUGUGAGUUUAAUUCAAAACACUGAUCUCAAAUCGUCUCCCUUUCAAAAAUGCACAAUAUUUGUUUAAAAUAAGUACCACUCUAUAAU